CGGGCACCGCGAAAGGAGGAGGUGCAGUCGGGGACUGCAGGCAGCGGGAGCGACGACAGCCCGGUCUAGAGACUGGAGAAGUCAAUCAGAAUCAACAUGUCUGGGACUGAGGAAGCAUUGCUUGGAGGCCGUGACAGCUAUUCUUCUGCUGGUAGCAGCUCUGUAUUAUGCUUUGGACAGUACCGAUACACAGCAGAGGAGUACCAGGCCAUCCAGAGUGCUCUGAGGCAGAGGCUGGGCCCAGAAUACAUAAGUAGCCGCAUGGCUGGAGGAGGCCAGAAGGUGUGUUACAUUGAGGGUCACCGGGUAAUUAAUCUGGCCAAUGAGAUGUUUGGUUACAAUGGUUGGGCCCACUCCAUCACACAGCAGAAUGUCGAUUUUGUUGAUCUUAACAACGGCAAGUUCUACGUGGGAGUCUGUGCAUUUGUGAGAGUCCAGUUGAAGGACGGUUCCUAUCAUGAAGAUGUGGGCUAUGGUGUCAGUGAGGGCCUCAAGUCAAAAGCCCUGUCUUUGGAGAAGGCCAGGAAGGAGGCAGUGACAGACGGGCUGAAGCGGGCACUGAGAAGCUUUGGCAAUGCACUUGGAAAUUGUAUUCUGGACAAAGACUAUCUGAGGUCACUAAAUAAGCUUCCACGCCAGUUACCUCUUGAAGUGGAUUUAACUAAUGCAAAGAGACAAGAUUUUGAACCAUAUGUGGAACAAGCAAGAUACAGCAGCUGCCGACAGAACAUGGCUCUGGGACCCCCAAAACCACAGGAGAUGACCUCCCCCUGCCGACCAAGCCACUCAGAUGGUCCCCAUGUUGUGAUACAGGGAGACAAGGACAGCAGCUCCCGAAGCCUGGCGUCCUCUGCUGUGGGGAGGGAUGCCACCUACCAGCGGAAGCUCCGGCAAAAGCAGUUGCAGCAGCAGUUCCGGGAACAAAUGGAGAAACAGCAGCAAGUUCAACUCUCAGCUCCAUCCACUGAAAAGAAGAAUCAGGAGCUGCCUGCACCUUCUUUGAAGGACAGCACUUCCAUGGCACAGGGUGCAGAACCACUCUUUGAGAGCGACUUCCCUGAAGACAGUUUUGAAAUAUGGGCUAUGGCUCCAGAUGCAGGGGACAGUGUUGCCAAGCCCUUGUCUACACCAGAGCCCCAGCAGACUGCCGCCAUGCCAGUCCUGAAAAGCCAGAUGGUGACCCAGAACAGGACCCCACAAAGCCUUUGCCACCAGAACCCACAAGCAAAAUCUGAACCUUGGCACCUCCAAACUGCCAAUGUUAACGUGACAGGCAACUGUGAUUCCUACAGGAAGAACCCAGACACGAAAAAAAGGAAAUUGGAUCCAUCUUAAAGAGCUCAGGUUACAUCACUGGACUGUCACAGAGGGACAUUAGAGAACUGCUUUUUGGCCAUGAAAUUAUUCAUCAUUCCUAGGGAAUGAGCUUUACUGCCAAGAAUUUACUUGCUUCAUUCUGAGCUUUCUCAAAGGAUUUGACUAUUGGAGCCUACUGCAGGUAAAACUGAGCAGUUGGAAAACAAGUCCUUUAAAAAAGCUUACCACACACUGCAGAAGGCUUUGGGGGGAGAUUAAAAACCUUUUGAGUUUUUGAGGCUCUUUAUUAUUUAUUGCUAACUAUUGUUAAUAAAUGUGUAACUUUACGGAAUCACCAGUGGCUACAAGUAAUGUAAGCACUGGCUUUUUUAAAAAAUUUUAUUUGUUCACUUUUUUUUUCCCCACUACCAGUUAUUCAUUCCCCAAAUCCUCUUUUAAACAACCACCUGCAUUAAUUAUUGUUGAGUGAUCUCUGUCUUCUUUUGCGUUAGGGCACCAAGUUCUAACGUUGUCCAUGUGAGGGCUGUGCCACGUUCAGGACAAAGCCCACAGUGGGGUUUUACUACUGUGCAUCAACCCAGGCUACUAUCCCCUUCUAUGACAACCUCUUGUUUAAUUAAGGAAACAAUGACCUGAGGCCAAAGAAGACACAUUUCAAGAGCGCAAAAUAAACCCUUUACUUCAUAAC
This is a messenger RNA of Pteronotus mesoamericanus, 2005 nucleotides long. RefSeq names its product RAD52 homolog, DNA repair protein (gene RAD52). The record is from RefSeq and is a predicted model, not a curated record. Gene Ontology annotation, cellular component: nucleus. The transcript is spliced from 12 exons. Bases 97 to 1335 code for a protein of 412 amino acids. Lineage: Eukaryota; Metazoa; Chordata; Mammalia; Chiroptera; Mormoopidae. Gene Ontology annotation, biological process: double-strand break repair via homologous recombination; mitotic recombination; DNA recombinase assembly.